AUGUCUCACAACGUCGAGAAGAUUACUGACGCCAAGGUCUUCACGGAGAAGGUCCUAGAAUCCUCAGGCCCAGUCAUUGUCGACUGCUCUGCAGUCUGGUGCGGCCCUUGCAAGGCUAUCUCUCCCGUCUUCCAGCGCCUUAGCACCCAGGAAGAUUUCAAGAACGCCAAGUUCUACGAGAUCGACGUCGACGAACUCGCUGAAGUUGCUGCUGACCUCGGUGUCCGUGCUAUGCCCACUUUCAUGUUCUUCAAGGACGGCCAGAAGGUUAACGAAGUUGUUGGUGCCAACCCUCCGGCCCUUGAGGCUGCUGUCAAACAGCAUGUCGCUUAA
Molecule: messenger RNA, 333 nt
Organism: Aspergillus udagawae
Lineage: Eukaryota; Fungi; Ascomycota; Eurotiomycetes; Eurotiales; Aspergillaceae
Product: thioredoxin family protein
Exons: 2
Coding region: 1-333 (110 amino acids)
Molecular function (GO): protein-disulfide reductase activity
Source: RefSeq, a predicted model, not a curated record